This is a messenger RNA of Stomoxys calcitrans (stable fly), 3567 nucleotides long. It is a transcript of the gene Nep3, whose product is annotated as neprilysin-3. Gene Ontology annotation, cellular component: plasma membrane. Lineage: Eukaryota; Metazoa; Arthropoda; Insecta; Diptera; Muscidae. The transcript has 8 exons. Gene Ontology annotation, biological process: protein processing. Gene Ontology annotation, molecular function: metalloendopeptidase activity. The coding region runs from base 504 to 2858 and encodes 784 amino acids. The record is from RefSeq and is a predicted model, not a curated record.
GGCUUCAAACUGUUGUUGUUUUUGUUGCUGCGUGAGAGAGGACAUAACGGAACUGAAGUGACUUUUGUUUUUCUUUUUGCCAAUUUGGUGGUAGAAAAUCAAUUGUAAUUGUUGAAUAGAUAAAUGCGGUAAUCACAAGUCUUUGCGCUCUCGUCCAAUUCGCACAAACAAAAAAGUUGAAAAUUCCCACAUAAGUGUUUGUUUAAAAAGUGGCAACAAAAUAAAAUCAAAGAAAAAAAAAGAGUUUUAGUGAUACUUUUGAAAUAUGAAUUAAAAUUCCUCGCAAAAGAGAGUGUGAAAUUGUGAGAGAGCCGAAAAAGAAAAUUGUUCAGAAUUUAUUUUCCGUGAAAAUAAAAGCCAAAAAUCAAACGCAAAAGAAGUCUGUGGUGAAAGUAUCAUUAAAUUAAACAACAUAAUUUUCCUUUAAUCAUCAACAACAGUAGAGGUGGGACAAGCAGCAGCAGCAGCAGUAACGAAAAACCAACCAAGUAUACGAGAAAAUAAUGUCGGCAAAGAUGACCCGUUACAAACAGACAGAGUUCUCGGAGGAAGACAGCAGUUCCAUGGGUGGCGUUCAAUUGAAUGAGCCGGGCAUUAGCACAGGCAUGCAGAUACGCUAUCAUACCGCUCGGGCAACUUUAAACUGGCGUUCACGAAAUCGUGUCGAAAAAUGGCUGAUGGCAACAACGAUUGUGCUUUCCUUUAUUAUUGUAUCCUUGUUGGUGAUUAUCUUCCAGAGAGAGGCUGACAAAACUACGCGAAUACUUCAUGUGGAACCGCACAAAGAUAAUCCGGAAAUGCCUUGUUUAAAUGAGCACUGCAUAUUUUCGGCCAAUGAUAUUUUGAAUUCCAUUGAUCGCAGCAUCAAUCCCUGUGAUGAUUUCUAUGAGUAUGCCUGUAAUCAGUGGGUUAAAAAUAAUCCUAUACCAGAUGGCAAGUCAUCCUGGGGUACUUUUAGCAACAUAGAACAGCGAAAUCAGCUAAUAAUCAAAAAUGUUUUGGAAAAACCCAUGAAAUCUUUCAAGUCAGAGGCUGAGAAAAAGGCCAAAAUCUAUUAUGAGUCCUGUUUGGAUCGCAACGAUGAACUGGAGAAGUUGGGGGCAAAGCCCAUGGUGUCGUUCCUAUGGAAAAUUGGUGGUUGGAAUGUUUCACAUACCGGUUUCAAUAUAGCCAAAUGGACAUUGGCCAAUACACUGAAGUUAUUGCAGAACAGAUACAAUAUCAAUUGUCUUUUCGGUUGGGCCAUUGGGGAGGAUGAUAAAAAUUCCACCCGCCAUGUUAUACAAAUCGAUCAGGGUGGUCUAACUCUACCCACACCGGAGUACUAUGAAAAUCGCACAGAGAUACAUCGUAAAGUUCUCAAAGAGUAUAUAGAGUAUAUGACCAAAGUAUGUGUUCUACUGGGUGCCAAUGAGACAGAUGCUCGCCGCCAAAUGCAAGAAAUCAUGGAUUUUGAGACUAAGAUAGCCAAUAUCACCAUACCCCUGGAAGAAAGGCGCAACGAGGAGGCCAUGUAUCAUCCCAUGAAAUUGUGGGAGUUGGAUAAAUUGGCACCAUUCAUCAAUUGGACAGAGCAUUUGGAUCAUGCCAUGCAGUUGGUGGGCAGACGAGUCACAGAAAGGGAAGUGGUGGUGGUAUAUGCUCCAGAAUUUCUAAAGAAAUUAUCGCAGAUAAUAGCUGAGAUGGAGAAGACAGUAGAGGGCAGGAACACCCUCAAUAAUUACUUGGUAUGGCAAGCAGUUCGUGUUUUAACCCCCUGCCUGUCAAGAUCUUUCCGUGAUGCCUACAAGGGUGUACGCAAAGCUUUGAUGGGCUCCGAUGGUGGCGAGGAAGUUUGGCGUUUCUGUGUGGCUGACACUGGCAAUGUUGUUGGCUUUGCUGUGGGUGCCAUAUUUGUGAGGCAGGCUUUCCAUGGUGAAUCGAAGCCCGAAGCGGAGCAGAUGAUCAACGAAAUCCGAGAAGCCUUUAAAGUGAGCAUUCAUAACCUCACCUGGAUGGAUAAACGCACCCGAGAGCGGGCCAUAGAUAAGGCCAAUGCCAUAUCCGAUAUGAUAGGUUUCCCCGAUUACAUUUUGAAUCAAGAGGAGUUGGAUAAGAAAUAUGCUGAUCUUAAUGUGACUGCCAAUGCUUACUUUGAAAAUAACAUACAAUCCAACAUCUUUAACUUGAAGAAGAAUUUGGAGAAGCUGGAUCAACCGGUGAACAAGACCAAUUGGGGCAUGGUUCCACAUAUGGUCAAUGCCUAUUAUACACCUUCGAAGAAUCAAAUUGUCUUUCCAGCCGGCAUACUCCAAUCGCCUUUCUUCGAUAUACACCAUCCGAAAAGUCUGAAUUUCGGUGCCAUGGGAGUUGUGAUGGGUCAUGAACUUACACAUGCUUUUGAUGACCAAGGUCGGGAGUUCGAUAAGUUCGGUAACAUCAAUCGUUGGUGGGACAAUAAAAGCAUCGAUCGAUUCAAUGAGAAAACCGAGUGCAUUGAGAAACAGUAUGGUUCGUAUGCCAUUAAUGGUCGACAUUUGAAUGGCAAACAGACGUUGGGUGAGAAUAUAGCCGAUAAUGGAGGCCUAAAGGCAGCCUACCAUGCGUUCCUAAAAACAUCGAUGGGCAAAGAAGCGGAUGUGCUGAAACUGCCGGGACUAAAUUUGACGCAUAAACAAUUGUUUUUCGUUUCAUUUGCCAGGGUAUGGUGUUCCUCAGAUACAGAAGAAACUAUUAUAUUACAACUAGAAAAAGAUACACAUUCACCAUCACGACUGCGGGUGAUUGGCACACUUUCAAAUAUGCCUGAAUUCGCGGAAGUCUUUCAGUGUAAGCCGGGCUCCAAAAUGAAUCCCGAAAAGAAGUGUGCAGUGUGGUAAAUUGUCACAACUAAUGUCUAUCUGUUAUUGUCUCCGACUUCAUCUGACAACAAAAACAAACAAAUAACCAAAAAACAACAACCAAACACUAGGAUUAUCCCCAAGGUAUGUAUGUAUUUAUGUGUACGUGCUGCGCGUAGAUGUAAACGAUGAAAAUAAAUUUUGUAAAUGUUUUCCUUAUUUACAAAUUCCUAAAACGAAAUUAGUAGAAACGAAACAAAAAGAAAAGUAACUGCGGAAAACUUGAAAGAAUUUGAAAAUUGAUUUGUAACAAUAUGUAUGUGUGUGAUUUAUAAAAUUAAGCGAAAACAAAAACUAAAACAAGAAAAUUCUCGUAAAACAAUUUUUUUAUGAAAAAAAAGAAACUCUUACUAAUAUAAAUCAAGAAUUUAAGCAUAUAAAUUGAUGAUAAACGAUGAAAACGUGUUUAUAUAUACAUUUAAGGAAAUAUGAAGAAAAAUGAAAGAAUAAAAACAAAACCAAAUCAAAACUAAACCAAACCAAAACCAAGCUCCUAAACUAGAAAAGGAGCCAAAUAAAAUUUAAACCUAAUUUAGAGUAUGUAUACAUAUGGAAUAACCAAAACCAUAAUUUAAAAAUGAUAAUUCAAUUAACUUAAAAUCGUCAAACGGUAUGAUGCACGUAUGCAGGAUUCAGAGGCAUUGUAAGUCUCAUUUAUUUAAAUUAUGUUUUUUUUGUUAAAAAAAAU